CCACGAUAAAACAGUUCUGUUUCCAAAAAGAUUUGUCCGUCCGUAAUGGAGAUUAAAUUGGUACAUGGAUGACAUGCUGGCAAAGAGAGUGGUGGAUGUGGAGGAGAAGGUAGUAGAUGUAGAUGUGGAGGCGGAGGGUGGGGGAAGGGUGAUGGACAUCAAAGUGGAGGAGGGGGCCAUGGUGGUGAUGACCUGGAUGGUGGGGGAGGCCUGUCGUUGUUCGACGGUGGUUAUCCGGUCGGAAAGGCCGGAGAGGGACGCUUGGAGGGAGUCGAGGGUGGCCUUCAUGGAGGUCAUGAGGGAGAAGAGGGUGGAAGAGUCAGCGAGGGCCUCCUGGGCGUCAGCCUGUUUGCCAGUAAGUUUGCGAAGGAGGCUAUCGACGGACUUGGUGUUGAUGGAGGUCAUGUUGAUGCUAGAUUCUUUGGCCAUCGCGAAGGAAACGGCCGGGGUGGUGGCGGUUGCUGGAGAAGCGGGCGGUGAUGAGGUGGAGGCAGCUGCAGCAGCGGAGCACUGAGAGUUCUUGGUUUUGCGUGUCCCGCAGAGAGCGGGGGAGGGGGGGGGGGGGGGUUGAAGGCUUUUAAUUACAAAAUGAAGAGAAUUUUGGAAG
Molecule: messenger RNA, 607 nt
Organism: Chara braunii
Lineage: Eukaryota; Viridiplantae; Streptophyta; Charophyceae; Charales; Characeae
Source: the annotation of a GenBank genome assembly